AGCUAACUAGUAAAGACCUCGACCAUCAUACCAAGGUAUCGCCAUCAAAAUGUCCGACACUACCGAGAGCAAACGUCUGACGACCGCGCAGGACUAUGCCUCGCUCAUCGACAAGUUUGAUACCUUUCUCUUUGACUGCGAUGGCGUCAUCUGGUCCGGUCCCAAGCUCAUCCCGGGUGUCAGGGAGGUCAUCGCUUGGCUGCGAACAAAGGGCAAGAACGUCCUGUUCGUCUCGAACAACGCCAGCAAGAGCCGACCGAUGUACAAAAAGACCUUUGACGAUUUCGGGAUUGACACCACCGAUGACGAGCUUUUCAACUCGGGCUUCGCCUCGGCGCUGUACCUCGCCAAGAUCCUCGAUUUCCCCAAGGACAAGAAGGUGUAUGUGAUCGGUAUGAAGGGUCUCGAGGAGGAGCUCGAUGCGGUCGGUGUGGCGCAUUGUGGGGGUUCGGACCCGGCGGAGAUGGAGUACAUGCCUGCCAAGGAUUACACCGCUGUCACACCGGAUCCUUCAGUUGGUGCCGUCCUCUGCGGCUUCGACGCCUUUGUCAACUACAAGAAGUACUCCAAAGCCCACACCUACCUGACUAAGAACCCCGGCUGCCACUUUAUCCUGACCAACACCGACGCCACCUUCCCCUCUGGCGGUGAAUUUUACCCAGGAUCGGGGGCCAUGUCCGCCCCGCUAGUGUACUCGACCAAGAUGACCCCGACGGUGAUUGGGAAACCGAACAGUCACAUGAUGGACGCCAUCCUCGCCUCCAAGGAUUUCGAUCGGAGCAGGACGAUCAUGGUCGGGGACAACUUGGAGACGGACAUCUUGUUUGGGCAGAACUCGGGGAUCGAGACGUUGUUGACGAUGACGGGAGUGACGAACGAGGACCACCUGCUUGGACCCAAGAAAUCGUCGACGGUGCCUACCUACAUCGUCAACAGUUUGGGGGAUUUCAAGGUUUUGGUUGAUGAGGGCAAGUGAGGGAGGAACGUUGCAGACCGAAUUUGUAUUCUCGAUAGAUGGGGUUCAUACACAAAGUAAAGUAUGGUGGGAAGUGAUCGGAAUUCCCGCCUUUGCCCUUGUCGGUCGAUCCGAUCGCUUCGCAAAGGUCUUCAAGCUCUGGGCAAAGUGCGCGAGGCCGGAGGUCCUCACCGGACCUGACAUCAUCCUAGUCUCAACAAUUAGCAUUCGAGUGGC
Molecule: messenger RNA, 1192 nt
Organism: Filobasidium floriforme
Lineage: Eukaryota; Fungi; Basidiomycota; Tremellomycetes; Filobasidiales; Filobasidiaceae
Product: HAD-like domain-containing protein
Exons: 6
Coding region: 50-976 (308 amino acids)
Molecular function (GO): alkaline phosphatase activity; phosphoglycolate phosphatase activity
Source: RefSeq, a predicted model, not a curated record